Molecule: messenger RNA, 1334 nt
Organism: Quercus robur (English oak)
Lineage: Eukaryota; Viridiplantae; Streptophyta; Magnoliopsida; Fagales; Fagaceae
Product: succinate--CoA ligase [ADP-forming] subunit alpha-1, mitochondrial
Exons: 7
Coding region: 127-1137 (336 amino acids)
Biological process (GO): tricarboxylic acid cycle
Cellular component (GO): succinate-CoA ligase complex (ADP-forming); mitochondrion
Molecular function (GO): succinate-CoA ligase (GDP-forming) activity; succinate-CoA ligase (ADP-forming) activity
Source: RefSeq, a predicted model, not a curated record
AUAAAAAUAUUAUAAAGAAAGAGAAAGAGAGCCGGCAGUAGCAGGGCAAGGGCAAGGCAGAGACUAGACCAGACGCACGAAUCGAUCUCUGCUGAAACAAGUGAAAGGAAGAAAGAUUAGAAUUAGAUGGGUCGCCAAGCCUUCGUCAAGCUGAUCGGCUCGAUCUCUAAAGCUUCUUCAUCUUCUUCUUCUUCUUCAUGGACUCAGACUCGGCAAUACGCCGCCGCUGCUGCGCAUCCUCCGCCGGCAGUUUUCGUGGACAAGAACACUCGUGUCAUCUGCCAAGGCAUCACCGGAAAGAACGGCACCUUCCACACCGAACAAGCCAUCGAAUAUGGCACCAAAAUGGUGGGUGGUGUAACGCCAAAGAAGGGCGGAACAGAACACUUAGGACUUCCUGUCUUCAACACGGUUGCAGAAGCAAAGGCUGAAACAAAGGCCAAUGCCUCUGUCAUUUAUGUUCCCCCACCUUUUGCUGCUACAGCUAUUCUGGAGGCGAUGGAAGCUGAGUUGGAUCUUGUUGUGUGCAUCACAGAGGGGAUCCCUCAGCAUGAUAUGGUACGGGUGAAGUCUGCUCUUAACAGGCAAUCGAAAACUCGGUUGAUUGGGCCAAACUGCCCUGGAAUUAUCAAGCCUGGAGAAUGUAAAAUUGGAAUUAUGCCAGGGUACAUCCACAAACCUGGUCGUGUAGGAAUUGUUUCGCGAUCCGGUACCUUAACCUAUGAAGCUGUGUUCCAAACUACAGCUGUUGGCCUUGGACAAUCUACUUGUGUUGGUAUAGGGGGGGAUCCCUUUAAUGGGACAAACUUUGUUGAUUGCAUUGAAAAGUUUCUAGUGGAUCCACAGACAGAAGGUAUCGUUCUUAUUGGAGAGAUUGGUGGGACUGCAGAGGAGGAUGCUGCUGCACUUAUAAAGGAAAGUGGGACUGAGAAGCCUAUUGUUGCAUUUAUUGCUGGUCUAACUGCCCCCCCUGGCCGUCGUAUGGGUCAUGCUGGAGCUAUUGUGUCAGGUGGGAAGGGCACGGCCCAAGAUAAGAUCAAGACCCUUAGAGAAGCUGGGGUUACAGUGGUAGAGUCUCCUGCAAAGAUUGGUGUUACCAUGCAUGAAGUUUUUAAGCAGAAGGGCCUUGUGAGUUAGUUUGGUUGAUUGUUUUACAAUAUUAUAUACAUUUUGUUCUUGGACAAAUCCAAAACGGCAUGAAAUGUACACCUUGAUUUUAGAACUGAUCCUAAUGUUAGUAGAGUUUUUGGAAAGAUGAGAUUUCUUUCCCUUUGUUUUUGAACCAAAGCCAACGGCAUUGAAUAACAACGGUCUUUAUCCGACAAUAUAUUUAA